AUCCCCCGUUGUCUUCUAGCUGCCACUGUCAUCCACGUGCUUUUCAAGGCCGACGUCUUUCGGAGGCUGCCGCUGUUGCUGCUGAUCGUCCUAUUGCUCCUCCUCCUGGUUGUCUUCCACGUGUGCAUCCUCGGCAGCCUUCCGCGACAUGGUCGCAGAAGGAGGUCUGUGAAGAACAACGACAGAAUGGAGGGCCGACAGGCAAUCAGCGGGUCCGCAGGGGAGCGCGGUGGGCGGUGGUCCGAGCACAACCCGUCGAAUAGUCUAAGGCCGUCGGAGCAGUUCGGGUACGCGCACCUGCCACCGCACUUGCAACCUCUACCUGACACGGACGACGAGGAAGGGGAUGAUAGACGGUCACGGACCGUGCCGCUGGGAAGCGGAUCCACCCAGGAGUGGGCGGCUACAGAGCUGUUUGGAAGCCGCGACGGCGGUAAAGGGCAGUCGUACACCGAACUCCUCCAGCAGGGGCUCAGCAACAUCGAUGGCGAUGGCGGCGUGAAUCUGUCGUUUGGACUCGGCAGCGGGAGGUCGGCAGCCGUCUCUCGAACAGUUGUCGUAAGCCCCCAUCCCGACGACGAUGGCGGCGACGUGACGGCUGUUCAGCGAUCACCCAGGUCUCCAGCGCCGCUGCGAGAGGCUUCGGGGAACAACAAGGAUCCUCCUAGGCAGCAAUUUCGGUCGUCGUCUGUGUGUAGGGGUGCCUCCGCUCGCCCCCAGUGGAUGCAGUCUCCGUCUCCCCUGUCCGCCACCUCGAGUGCAGGCCGCCGUGUUGGCGAGUGUAGGGAGACGGCGCCUGCCGUUGCUGAUGUUGGUGAUGCACGUGACGGAAGGGAGCUGUGGCCAGAACAGCGACUGUUGAUGAGGUCGGGGCGGGAGGAGUCCAUAACUCGGGGGGUGCAUCGAUUGCGUGUUGGGGAAGACGGGCACGACGGCGAGGACGCAGUGGGGGACGCACACGACCCCGACUGGAACGACAACGACGCUGAAGGUGGGGAGGACGACGCAGGCUACAUUUCGCCGUCGAAGCAGGCGGCCGCUAUGGGAGGGAAGGGCGGGAAGACGAAGUCGUGUGGCGGUAAUGGUCGUCGGGGCAAAAGGACGGCAGGCAAGGGCAGCGAUGCCGAAGGUGACGUCGAUGGUGAAGGAGGUCGUCACUUCUGGUCCGUCGACGACAUUAUAGCCCUCAUCCAGGCUAAACGUUAUCAGGAUGCGCAUUUGCAGGGGAUGGGCCACGCGUACGCUCGGAUGAAGCCGCUAGAAUGGAAGUGGCUGGAUGUGGCGACGAGGUUGAAGAAGGUGGGCGUCGACAGAGAGGCCGAUCGGUGCGGGAAGAAGUGGGACAAUCUGAUGCAGCAGUUCAAGAAGGUUCAUCAUUUCCAAGGACUGUCCGGGAAACAGGACUUCUUCCAAUUGUCUGGGAAGGACAAGAUGUCGAAGGGCUUCAGUUUCAAUAUGGAUCUCGUCUUCGGCGACAUUCUCCUCGGCGAGCACGUGUUUUCGCCCGUCGUCUUCACCGCCAUCGUCGCGUUUCCAAAGGUCGUCGCCUUCGUCGUCCAGAUUGUCAUCGUCACCGCGGGUGCGUCUUGCGCCAUGUCCUCACGCGGUUCCGCACGCGGCAAGGCCGCCGCCAACCUCACACAACAACCGCCGACUCGGGAGAAGAAGGGCCGCCACAUGGCCAGCAAGAAGAGGAAGAUCCUCGAAGGCGCCCCGGCACAUGGAGGUUACGUGCUGGAUGAAGAGUGGGUGCCGGAGGACGUGGCGACGCAGGAGGGGACGGAUUUUGAAGACUCUGACGACAUGCCGUUGCAGCGGAAGUCGUCCAAGCGGGGGAGCGAUGUCGCGGGGGAGGGGGACGACGACGAGGCAUUGGUGAACAGGCUGCGCCAGCGGAAUACGCGGGAAGGAAUGGAGGCGGCAACGAAGCUGUGGGUGGAUGACCUCCGCUUCUGGAAUGAGAGGGAGGGAUUUGCCAUCGUUAAGUUGAUCGCGGAGGCGCGCGGUUAUCUUGUGGCUGUGGCGCGGGGAGAACAACCUCCGCCCAUUCGUCGUAGCAUCGUCUUGCCUCACAACAGCAUCCCGCAGCACAAGAUCGCGGACGAGUCAGAGUUAAACGCUGCGAAGGAGAGGGCGGUGAAGGUUCAGGGGAUCGCUUUGCGGGUGAUACACGGGUGGGUCUUCAAGUCUCAGAACAGGCAAAGGGGGUACCACGCGGCGUACCAGUAUGCACUCAACCACGCAGCCAUCGACAUCGCUCGCGCGAUGUGGAUGGGGGAGGACUGGCGUUAUUGUGUGAGCCCGAUGGUCGUCCACCACACGCUCGACAUGGAUAUGAAGUUGCCUUUGUGGUUCGUGGGCGCCGACGUCGAAGACAGGCACGAGGACGACGGCUUGGCGGCUUAUCAGGAGGUGAGCAUCCAGCGACUGGUGGGGGCUUUCACGAGCGCCGUGAUCAUUGUGGAGGCGAUGGACGGCGACCGUGUAUCGCACGAAAGGUUGAAGACCAUGGCCGAUGCGAUGCAGAUGAUGCGCGCGGCGACCAUGUGGCUCAUGCGGAUGGCGGGUGACGAUCAUCGUGCGCAUUACGACACCUGGGUCUUCGUCCAACUCACGGCGAAGCCGACGCUCGUCGCAUCCAUGCAUCGCUGCUUUGACGCACGUCGACACAUCGUGCAAGCUGCGACCGUCAUCACCGACAAGUUGGCGAGUCCCCCCAUCACUUUGAUCGACCCUCCAAUUUAUGUUCCCGAUUGGGCGUCCAUCGGUGUGUAAUUAUUGUAUGUUUUUGUCAUGGUUUACUUUUUUUUUUUUUUUUUCUUUAAUCUGUUGCGGGUCUUAACAAAUCGAUGUUCGCGUC
Chara braunii is the source of this 2860-nucleotide messenger RNA. The record is from the annotation of a GenBank genome assembly. Lineage: Eukaryota; Viridiplantae; Streptophyta; Charophyceae; Charales; Characeae.